Molecule: messenger RNA, 363 nt
Organism: Aspergillus niger
Lineage: Eukaryota; Fungi; Ascomycota; Eurotiomycetes; Eurotiales; Aspergillaceae
Exons: 2
Coding region: 1-363 (120 amino acids)
Source: RefSeq, a predicted model, not a curated record
AUGGGUCGGAGGGAACUUGUCCCUCGCCCCAACGUGCGGAAUCUAGCCUUUCUGGAUCCGUCAUCUGGAGGAGCCCCUACGUCUACUUUCGUACUUCGAGACACAGGAUGCCAACAAUGGACCAUAACUUUAAAACGCAAUAUGGUCCGGUACUUUAUGCAUCUCAACUUGUUCAUGGACGUCGUGACUAGUUCGUCGAUCGCAGGCGCUGAUUUGCAGAGGGGCUUGCCUAUCCCUGUGACAGCCGAACUACUGCAUCCUUGUUCACAAUCACAGACCCCAACCCAGGCCAAUGGCAUUGUCAUGCAGGCGGACUGCUGCGAACAGCAUCCCACCACGCAUGAUGGUGCCGAAACAAGAUGA